UCAUUCAUAUAAAAAGGUCAGACAAAUACAAAAACAAAACGAAAAUACUCUUCUAAAACAAUAAUCAUGUCGAGCAGCAGUCGUCGCGAAAUGUGGGUGCCCAGUCCGACGAUAAUGUUGCACCAGCUGCAAUCCUCGGAGGAGGAGGCAGACGAGCCGGCCGUGGAUUUCCACGAGAACUGCAACCGGGCGUGGCGGGCACAGUACAAUCACCCUGCGACGGCCAGCGUGGGAAUUGGGUACGAGUUCGUCAACUCACCCAGCCAGUGCAUCAGCUCUUCCCAGGACGACGAUGCGGAGAAUCGCAUGCGUGGUAAUUCUUCUUCCAGCACCAAUCGACUGGUGCGCACUCUGGAGAUCCCCCCGAUCGGAUACCAUCCCUACAGUUUUGGGUCGGAGGACGAGAACCAGAUGCAGCACUUGGUGUAAUCGAAAAACUCAUCCCCAAACUAAAUUCUCAGUGUUUCGAAAAUUCUGAUUCGCUUUUUUCCUAAAACCAGGAUGUACGUACCUGACCCACCGUUGUCGCAUCUGAGCCCUGAUGAAUCUCAACUGGAGACGCGAGGCCCCGAAAGUGGGUCUUUUAUAGCAUCACCUCUUUGGAAUAAAAUUGCAUUUCAUUUUGUUUUCGCCAACACGAA
Drosophila suzukii is the source of this 641-nucleotide messenger RNA. RefSeq lists its product as uncharacterized. NCBI's taxonomy places the organism in Eukaryota, Metazoa, Arthropoda, Insecta, Diptera, Drosophilidae. The record is from RefSeq and is a predicted model, not a curated record.